AUGUUCAUAAACACCACGAAACCUAAAACGGCGGUCCCCGGUUUUGCUCGUUUGCCCAUCCGUUCAUCUGCUGCUACAUUACUUCCCUGCUUUCCACGCCGGCCACCGCCCGACGGUUUGCUCACUAUCACAGUAAUCUGGACAGUGAGAAAACCAAAAGACCUGGGAUUACUAGCAACCGCUGUUGUCUUCAUUAUUGCUAAGCUGCAAGAUGACAAUAAAGCAUUAGAUCGAUUGACUAAAUCAAAAGAGGCUGCUCUACUUGACGCUGAGAGAACUAUGCAGGUUGCCUUGGGAAAGGCUUCAAUGGUUAAUGAUCUUCAGAAUAAGAAUCAGGAGUUGAUGAAGCAGAUAGAAAUUUGCCAGGUUUUACUCAAGAUGCUUCCUAGCUAUUACAAACAUGUGCAUGCGCAUGAUAACACCUUGAUCACCAAAUUCUAUGGCAUCCAUCAGAUAACACUAAGAAUUGGCAAGAAGUUCGACCCUGAGGAGGACAACAUUCCUGAUCAUAUGCUUAAGUUAGGAAAGCAGUUCAAGAUUUUUAAUCAUAAUUUGAAACCCUUAUUACAGAUUCAAGAUGACACUAGUGGUCGAAACACUAUUUAUGGGAUCGAGGAGUCUGUCAAUGUUAAAGUGGCAGAGCUCAAAUAUGAAAUGUUGAAAGAGGUUGCUAAACUUGAUAAAAAUUAUUCAACUCUUCAAAACAAGGUUGCUGUUAUUGUUGAUGAUGUCAAGAAGGUUGUGGAGUAUUUGACUUCACUUUAUCAUACGGUUGAUUCCAAGACAAAGUCUGAUUUGAAGGUGUUUGCCAAAUUGGAAUAA
Lactuca saligna is the source of this 822-nucleotide messenger RNA. The record is from the annotation of a GenBank genome assembly. Lineage: Eukaryota; Viridiplantae; Streptophyta; Magnoliopsida; Asterales; Asteraceae.